Messenger RNA from Paramecium octaurelia, 1591 nucleotides. The record is from the annotation of a GenBank genome assembly. Lineage: Eukaryota; Ciliophora; Oligohymenophorea; Peniculida; Parameciidae.
AUGUAAUAGGACAAGAGCAUUGAACAAUAUUUCUAUAAUACAAGUCAUAUAAUUGGAAAGGGCAGUUUUGGGUGUGUUUACAGAGGCAUUAACUAAAGUACUUAAGGCGAAGUCGCCAUAAAAAUCAUCAAAAAGGCAAAUUUGGCAGGGUAUCCUUCUAUUUGUAUUUUAAGAUAAUCGUAUUCACAGUAGGCUUUGGUCAAUGAAAUGACAAUCCUGAAAAAACUUCAUUCGAAAAACAUAGUCAGGUUACUUGAUGUUUGUGAAAACCAGCAAAACUAUUAUCUUAUCUAAGAAUUUUGUUAAUAGGGGGAUCUGAGGAAGAUAUUGAAGCAAAAACAAUUGGAGGAGUAGGAGGCUAUAAGAAUUUUACAUGAUAUCCUUUCUGGAUACUAAAUAUUAUUGAAGAAUGGAAUUGUACAUAGAGAUAUCAAACCAGAAAAUAUCUUGAAUAGCAAUGGAGUAUUUAAACUUGGAGAUUUUGGUAUGGCAACUCAAUUGUCCAAACAGAGGAUGUUGAAUUCACGUGUUGGGACACCUUUGUAUAUGAGUCCACAGGUUCAAUAAAAUAGUAAUUAUACAAAUAAAUGUGACAUUUGGUCUAUAGGAAUCUUAUUUUAUGAAUGCUUAUAUGGUGCAAGUAAAGAACUUUAUUAUUGAGUAGCUCCUUGGUAUCAUGAGACAUCUUCUUAACUACUUAAGGACAUCCAGGAGCAGACUCUGAGGUUUCCAAAGUACCCAAAAGUUAGUGAUAUAAGCAAAUCAUUUAUUAAGAAAUGUUUAGAAAUCAACGAAAAAGAAAGAAUAGAUUGGAUGGACAUUUUCAGUCAUAAUAUAUUUCGAUAAAAUCCAAUUAAAAAGUUGGAUCAUAAUUUUCAAUAAAUAAUCAUGCAAAUCAAAAAUAUCAUUAAAAUGAGAAAAUUUAACAUAAAUUAAAUAAUUUAAAAUAUUUCAAUAGGAAAUCAACUUAAAUUUAAAGAUCUUGAACUAUUACUAAUUUCAAUCGAUAAAUAAUUUACAGCAGAUGAUGCCCAUUUGAUUUUUGACCAGUUGAGUCAUUUCAAUUCAGACUCGAUACCUUUACAAUGUGUGCUCUUUUGGUUAGGAUAAAAUUAAGUAAAUAUUCUAAAUUUAUAAUUUUGACAGGCAAUUUAAUCUUAAGCAAAGGAAUUAAGUCCUCCAAGAUCGAAGUAACAAGAAUAGGCCAAAGUGGAUGCUAUAUUGAAUGCUCUGAUCGUUCGGAUAAGGUUGAAUUCAAUAUCAAUAAUACAGUUAUUCAAUAAGGUAUUUUAAUUCCAUGUUAUGGUAGUAUGAUAUUACAUAAGGCUAAGAUAUCAGCCUAGAUAAAUUUGAGCAAAUAAUGUUCCAUAUCAAUAGUUAAUUAUCCAAGCCUGAUAUCUCUCUAUGUUAUAGAAAAAUAAAGGAGGAAAAUUCGGGAUGCUUAAAGAAGGAAGCCCUCCUUAACAUUUUUUAUGAAGAGUCAGAACUAGAUGAUACUGAUGAUGAUUUUUCUGUUUCCCCAGUCCAGCUUCCAAUUCAGGGACCUGGUUAAAAAUUAAUAUCAUGUAACAAUAUUGAAAUGUUAACUUGA